AUGCCUAUCGGCACAAAUAACCAUCACGUUGAUGACGCUCAGGCGAUCCAGUUCAUCCGGGGCACGGACGAGCAGACGAUCCCUGACGUGCGGCUGACCAAGUCCCGGGACGGCAGCAACGGCGUGGCCAGCUUCAUGUUCGAGCAGCCGUCGGUGUUCGACUCGUCGGCGGAGCUCGGGACAUCACGGGCCUCUACAUGA
This is a messenger RNA of Miscanthus lutarioriparius, 201 nucleotides long. The record is from the annotation of a GenBank genome assembly. Lineage: Eukaryota; Viridiplantae; Streptophyta; Magnoliopsida; Poales; Poaceae.